Messenger RNA from Hippocampus zosterae (dwarf seahorse), 7709 nucleotides. It is a transcript of the gene pikfyve, whose product is annotated as phosphoinositide kinase, FYVE finger containing. Gene Ontology annotation, biological process: intracellular signal transduction; phosphatidylinositol metabolic process. Gene Ontology annotation, molecular function: metal ion binding; ATP binding; 1-phosphatidylinositol-3-phosphate 5-kinase activity. The record is from RefSeq and is a predicted model, not a curated record. Bases 183 to 6452 code for a protein of 2089 amino acids. Lineage: Eukaryota; Metazoa; Chordata; Actinopteri; Syngnathiformes; Syngnathidae. The transcript is spliced from 43 exons.
AUGUCUACCCAUCUAUUUACCUGUCAGUAGUUAAGUAGGACGUGAAGUAUGUCUGAAAGCCACUGAUCUGUGUGUUGAGGACGGCCAAAAUGCCCAAUGAAAUCGAUUUUUGGGAUGCCUGGCUCGUUUGAGGUCUUCAACCAACGAUGUCGAACCUCUAAGUGAAUGGGAGACUAGAGGAGAUGGCAUCCGGGGACAAAUUCGUGCCAUCGUCGUCAUCGAACUGGAGCGUCGAGCCGCCGGUCAUCUCACCCACCAGCCCUUCCCACCUAACCCACUUCAAGCCGCUCACGCCGGAGCAGGAUGAGCCGCCGCUGCGGUCGGCGUACAGUUCCUUUGUCAACUUGUUUCGCUUCAACAACAAAGAGGAUGGCCGACCUGCCCCCCUGGUCUCUGAAAAACUGGACGAACCGCCCCCUUCCCCACAGUCAGAAAGUCGGAGCUGGUCGUCCAGCCCUUCCCACUCCAGCUAUGGCUCACGCACGCAGCGAAAAUCGCACUCCGAACACUUCAGACGCACCUCCACCGCCUCUGAUAGCAGCAGGAAGUCCGAUACGCCACUGAGCAAUCAUGACCCUCGCACAGCUGUGCAACUUCGCACAGCACUGAAACGACUCAAGGAAAUUAUGGAUGGAAAGAGUCAGGACAGUGACCUGAAGCAGUACUGGAUGCCCGACAGCCAGUGUAAGCAGUGCUAUGACUGCAACGAGAAGUUUACCACAUUCCGUCGGCGCCAUCACUGCAGACUGUGCGGCCAGAUUUUUUGUAGUCGCUGCUGCAACCAGGAGAUACCUGGAAAGUUCAUGGGCUACACAGGAGACUUGCGAGCCUGUACGUACUGUCGAAAAAUAGCGCUCAACUAUGCCUACUCGGCGGAGUCGGGCUCCAUCGGCGAGGACCUGAACGUCUUGUCUGACUCUUCAUGCUCUAUGUGUGUAUUGGAAUCCAGCGAGCCGCGAACGCCCGUGGGCGGACGCAAGGCAAGCAGGAAUAUCUUCCUGGAGGAAAACCUUACCUGGCAGAGAAAAACUCCCAUUGGGAUGAGAAAAACCAUGAUCCAUCAAGAGCCACAGAAGAGCAUUCUCCCUUCCAGACUCGCCACACUGCAAGAAGAUGUGGGUAAAUCUCCCACGAGGAAGAGGUCUGCCAGCGUCUCGAACCUGUCUCUGGACCGCUCUGGAUCCAUGGUGCCGUCAUACGACAGCUCGGUCAGCCCGCCCACCACACGAGCCUUGUCGGGCGCCAAGAGUGUCACCAAACUGGACCAUAGCGAGGAGGAGAGGAAGAACAUUUUGGACUCAUCACAACUAAAGGACCUGUGGAAGAAAAUCUGCCACAACAACACAGGCAUGGAAUUCCAGGACCACAGGUACUGGCUGAGGACCUACUCUAACUGUAUUGUGGGAAAGGAGCUGGUCAAUUGGCUCCUGAGGAACGGCACCAUCUUCAACAGGGCGCAGGCAAUCGCCAUCGGCCAGGCCUUGGUUGAUGGCCGCUGGCUGGACUGCAUCACGCACAACGACCAGCUGUUCAGAGACGAGUAUGCCCUUUACCGCCCUCUGCAAAGCACAGAGUUCUCAGAAACACCGUCUCCGGACAGCGACAGCGUUAACUCGGUGGAGGGGCAUUCUGAGCCAUCUUGGUUUAAGGACAUCAAGUUUGAUGACAGUGACACAGAGCAACAUGCAGACGAGUCAGACUACAACAUAUCAAGCUCUGCCAACCUCAGCAAGAGGCCGUCUGCCAGCAGCUCUCAGUCCGUGGUGGACAGCGACUCGGCUGCCUCCAUCAGCCUCAACAUGGAGCACAACAAUGUCAACUUCCACAUUAAGAAGCAGUCCAAGUAUCCCCAUGUGCCUCCCACCGCUGACCAGAAAGCUGAAUUUCUCAUGUCAGAGGAGGGAGGACAGAACAUCGUGAUCAGUGAUGCUUUUAUUAAAGAGUCCUUGUUCAACCGGCGUGUGGAGGAGAAGGCGAAAGAGAUGUUGUUCACACCUCUCGGUUGGCACCACAGCUCGCUGGACCAGCUUAGAGAGGAGAACGGAGAGAAGAAGGCCAUGGAGAGGCUCCUGUCCGCCAAUCACAGUCACAUGAUGGCACUGCUGCAGCAGCUGCUCUACAGUGAGUCACUGUCGCUUUCCUGGCGCGACAUCAUUGUGCCGGUCGUCCGCCAGGUGGUCCAGACAGUGCGGCCAGAUGUCCGGAACUGCGACGAUGACAUGGACAUCAGACAGUUGGUUCACAUUAAAAAGAUUCCUGGAGGGAGAAAGUUUGAUUCAACUGUGGUAAAUGGCUGUGUAUGCACCAAGAACAUUGCGCACAAAAAGAUGAAUUCCUACAUUAAGAAUCCCAAGAUCCUCCUACUGAAGUGCUCCAUUGAGUAUCUUUACAGGGAAGAAACCAAGUUUACUUGCAUUGAGCCCAUUGUGCUGCAGGAACGAGAGUUUUUGAAGAAUUACGUUCAACGCAUAGUGGAUGUCCGGCCAAACCUAGUACUGGUGGAGAAAACCGUGUCUCGUAUUGCUCAGGACAUGCUGCUGGAGCAUGGAAUCACCUUGGUGAUAAAUGUCAAACCGCAAGUGUUGGACAGAGUGAGUCGAAUGACCCAAGGUGACCUAGUGAUGUCCAUGGAUCAGCUCCUUACCAAGCCUCGGCUGGGCACCUGCCACAAAUUCUUCAUGCAGCCCUUCAGCCUGGCCAACGAUGAUGUCAAGACGUUGAUGUUCUUUGAAGGCUGCGCUGCCCACCUGGGCUGCUCAAUCAAGCUCCGUGGCGCCUCAGAAUAUGAGCUGGCCCGCGUGAAGGAGAUCAUCAUGAUGAUGGUGUGCGUGGCCUAUCACUCACAGCUGGAGAUCUCCUUCCUCAUGGAUGAGUUUGCCAUGCCACCCAGCUUGGCCCAAAGUGCCUCCUUCCCCUGCCUGCUGGAUGGCAUGUCCCCAAAGGGUGAGGCGAAUGCUAAGCAGACGGAUGAGGAGAGACACGACACAACUGUGACAACUGAUGAUAAUGGUGCAACCUCUGGAAAUCCAGAGGAUGAGACAUUUCCCCGUGGAUUGGAAAUUAGCCAGGACCAUCCAAGGACAUCUGCUUCCUCUCUUGAAAGUGAAGAAGCUGGAAUCAAAGAGACUAUAACAUCUUCACCUUUUUCCAGUCCUCCUGCUCCUCCUUUGUCAGUAUCCCCGCCCUUUCUAAUGGAAGAAGAUCAGCAGCUGACAACAAACUCAUUUGGGAGGACAGCCGAUGAUGAAACAUCGGAGCGAGAAAACCAGGAAAAGGAAGAGAUGGAAAGCCCUGAGGAUAAGGGGUCAGAAAUAUCGACACUCCGGUUGUUCCGAGACCCGCUGCAGGAUGACACGGGCCUGUUUGUGGCAGAGCAGGUGACAUCGACCGAUGACCACCUGAAGUCCAUCUCUGCCGUCUUCAAGCAGGAGCUGAAAGACAUCAUCUUGUGUAUCUCACCCUUCAUUACAUUUCGAGAGCCGUUCCUCCUUACGACUGCUGGCAUGCACUGCCCCAGCAGGGAUUACUUCCCCGAAAAGGUUUACCAUUCCCCCCUCAUCAACAAGGACUUGAAAGAACUAGAUGGGCGCCGGAAGCGCCAGCUCCUCAAAGAUUCUGCGUCCUCAUCGCUGGUCGGCAGUCAGACAAACGGCGUCACUCCAUUGAAGCCCAUCGACGUCCUUCCGUGCCACGGCCUCACUAGCACCCGUAUUGUUGAGCAACUGAACAGCAGUCAGGAUCUCGCUAAUAUGCUGGCAGAGUACAGAGCAAAGGGAGGGCGAAUUCGACAGAGGGAUGUGAGUGACCCCUUCAAUGCUGUCAGCGCAAUCGGUCUGGUGAACGGCCACAACAGGACUGAGGAGACGCCCUCACCAUCUAUCAAGGGCCCUGUGAAGGCCGAUAGUGAAGAUGACAAACCAAGCAAGCAGAGUGAGAUGAGCUUAGCCCCUAAGAUGGACUGUCUAACGCCUGUCAAUCAUCAGCGACUGUGCGUGCUCUUUAGCAGCUCCUCGGCUAUGUCUAGUAACGCUCCAAACCCCUGCGUCAGCCCCUGGAUCGUCACCAUGGAGUUCUACGGAAAGAAUGACCUCUCACUUGGUGUAUUCUUGGAGAGAUACUGCUUCAGGUCGUCUUACCAGUGUCCCAGCAUAUUCUGUGAGACUCCCAUGGUGCACCACAUCCGCCGUUUUGUGCACGGCAACGGCUGUGUGCAGAUUGUGCUGAAGGAGCUCGACUCUCCUGUUCCCGGUUACCAGCACACCAUUCUCAACUACUCCUGGUGCCGAAUCUGCAAACAGGUGACCCCUGUGGUGCCGCUGUCCAAUGACUCAUGGUCAAUGUCUUUUGCCAAAUACCUGGAGCUACACUUCUAUGGCCACCAGUACACCAGGCGGGCCAACGCUGAACCCUGUGGGCACUCCAUCCAUAAAGACUACCACCAGUACUUCUCCUACAACCAGAUGGUGGCCUCCUUCAGCUACACAUCUGUGAGGCUGUUGGAGAUCUGUCUUCCCCGUCCCAAAAUUUUGAUCAGGAACCUGGGGCCUUCCAAAGCCAUCUUACAGCAGGACCUUAAAGACUUUUCCCUCAAAGUGACGCAGGUCUACUUGGCCAUUGACGAUCGCCUCACUUCCUUGAAGACUGAGACCUUCAGUAAGACUCGAGAGGAGAAAAUGGAGGACCUCUUUGCCCAAAAAGACAUGGAGGAGGCUGAGCUGCGCAGUUGGAUUGAGAAGCUCCAAGCGCGAUUUCAGGUCUGUGGUUUGGAUUCUCCGCAGCAGCUCCAGACAGUGCUCGAGUCUCUAGUGAUGAAGAAGCAGAGCCUCUGUGAGAUGCUACAGUCGUGGAACAGCAGGCUGCAAGACUUGUUCCAGCAGGAGAAAGGCCGCAAGCGUCUGUCAGUCCCCCCGAGCCCAGGCCGUCACCGGCAGACCACUGCUGAUGACAGCAAGAGCACCCUGGACUCCUCACCACGUAACCCCUCGCCGGUGGUGCAGAAUGGCGACAAAGAGGACCGUCUCCUCAGCACACUGCCCUCCACAUCCUCCUCCUCUACUGCGCUGCUGUCGCCCGGGGAACCUGGAGCCGAGCCGAACACACCCGGUCCCUCCAUCAUCGAGCCGGACUCUGUCAGCAUCCCAGAAGACGUGUUUGACGGACACUUGCUGGGUUCCACUGACAGUCAGGUGAAGGAGAAAUCCACAAUGAAAGCUAUUCUGGCAAAUUUUCUGCCGGGCAAUAGCUACAACUCUAUUCCCUUCCCAUUUGACCCAGACAAGCAUUACCUGAUGUAUGAACAUGAACGGGUACCCAUUGCCGUGUGCGAGAAGGAGCCAAGCUCCAUCAUCGCCUUUGCGCUCAGCUGCAAGGAAUACAAAACAGCUCUCGAUGAGUUAUCCAAGAUGUCCAACGCAGGAGCGGACGAGGCGUCACAAGCCAACAGCGGAGAGAGCCGAGCCAAGGGCAGCCCCGCCAGGCUCGGCGAUUCAUCCAUGCAGAGCCGCAACAGCACAGAAGCCGACCCGUCCAAGGAUGCUGAUGUGGCCGAUAAUCAAAAGAAGCAAUCUCAGAAUCCCCAUAUCGAGUUGCAGUUCUCAGACGCCAACGCCAAGUUCUACUGCCGGAUAUACUACGCGGACGAGUUCCACCGGAUGCGGGAAGAGAUCUUGGAGAGUGCUGAAGAGGAUUUCGUCCGCUCGCUGUCUCACUGUGUCAACUGGCAGGCGCGUGGCGGAAAGUCUGGAGCGGUCUUCUAUGCCACGGAAGAUGACCGCUUCAUCCUGAAGCAGAUGCCCAGACUGGAAGUCCAAUCCUUCCUGGACUUUGCUCCCCACUACUUUACCUACAUCACCGGCGCUGUGCAGCAGAAGAGGCCGACUGCUCUGGCGAAGAUUCUCGGCGUUUAUCGCAUCGGUUACAAGAACUCUCAGAACAACACUGAGAAGAAACUGGACCUGCUUGUGAUGGAAAACCUUUUUUAUGGACGCAAGAUGGCUCAGGUAUUCGACCUAAAGGGAUCUUUGCGAAACCGCAACGUGAAGACGGACUCGGGCAAGGAGAGCUGCGAGGUGGUGCUGCUGGACGAGAACCUGCUCAAGCUCAUCUACGACAACCCGCUGUACAUCCGCUCGCAUUGCAAGUCGGUGCUGCGCGCCGCCAUUCACAGCGACGCCUACUUCCUGUCCAGCCACCUCAUCAUCGACUACUCGCUGCUCGUGGGACGCGACGACACUACCGAUCAGCUCGUGGUCGGGAUCAUUGAUUACAUCAGGACUUUCACUUGGGAUAAAAAGUUGGAGAUGGUCGUCAAAUCCACUGGAAUUCUGGGAGGUCAAGGGAAGAUGCCUACAGUGGUGUCGCCCGAGCUGUACCGCACCCGAUUCUGCGAGGCCAUGGACAAAUACUUCCUCAUGGUGCCCGACCACUGGACUGGAUUGGGUGUCAACUGUUGAGCAGGACACACCCCUGAGAUGCUUGAGAACAAGGUUCAACAUUUCAUGUAGGCUGAGAGCAUUUUAUAAAAUUGUAUUUACCAACAGACUAGCAUGUCACCAUUCCGUACAACACAAGCGAUAUUCCAGAUUUUUUUUUUUUUUAAUGAGUGCACUAUUGUGGAAAUCAGUCAUUAUUUUAUCUUGUGGACCGUUGAUAAUGCUGUCAUUAUAGUUUGCUACUGUAAUUUAAAGUUGGAAUAUGUACAGAGAUUAUGUAACUAUUAAAACAUUGUUAACAUUGAUUUAUAAGUACGUAUGAUUUUUUUGGGGGGGUGGCAAUAAUUUAUGUUUGAGCAGUCUUGGCAAAGAACGGCCAAAGGAACAUAAAAAUGGUACACUGCAUUCUUUAAUACAGCCCACCAAGCAUUUACAUAAAGUGUCCUGUAAUAUUUGUCGCAUUUAUUAGGCAGUGCCCCCCCCCCCCUAAAAUUGAUUUAUUAAAAUGCUAAGUAUAUACAUUCAGAGUUGGGGCAGAAAAAAUAGAGACCAUACCACAUGAUGCAAACCACUCAUCAGCAAGAAGAAUCGGAAUGCCAGCUUGGAUUUUACAAAGAAGAGAUGAGCCACACAAGUUUUGGACCAAAGUUGUAUGGACUGAUUAACCCACUUCAAAAUGGAUGAAAAGGCCAAAUUAUGAAUGGCUUCAAAGCACACAAGCUCAUCCGUGAAGCAUGAUGGCAGUCAUGGCAUGGCUUGGGCUUGCAUGGCUGCUUCUAGACCGGGCUCACUCCUCUUUAUUUAGGAUGUAACUCAUCAUGAUAGCAGCAGAAUUCUGAAGUCGACAAACAAAAAAACCUAGAAUACAAUUAUUGUUGGCUGAAAUAAAUCGGCGAAUAAGUGAGUAUAUGACGUUUCACAAAUUUCUACAAGAAAAUCAAUCUAGAGUAAUUUGCAAGAUUUAACUACUUUUUAAAAAUAGACUACCAUUGCUGACAAAGAUCCUUUUAAAAUAUAUGGGGAAAAACAUCACAAAGAGACAUUUUAAAUGAGAAAAAGACAAAAGCAAAACUGCAGCACAUUUAUUUAACUAGUUUUUCCAAAGUGUACCAUUCAUAUAUAAAAAAUGGCGAAAUGUGGUCGUACUGCAUCAGGAACUGCUUUGAAAAUCACCCAGAGUGACGAUUGUCCCGACUCGUGAAGCUCCUAUUUGUAUUAAAACCACACAUUUCACACACUUCAACAUGUAUUAUGCAUUAAAUUAAAUUCUUCUUCUUC